CGCGCUGCAUUAGAUCUCUCUCACCUCAAGCCACCUUGAACGAUGUCCGCACACGAUGAAGAUGAGCUUAACGCGUCGGAGACGCCAGGCUACAAGGUCACUGCACCUGCUAAGAGCCCAGAGGAAUAUGCACAAAUGGACGCGAACGACGAGAGUUUGGCAAGAUGGAAGGCGAGCUUGGGUAUUGGCGCUGGAGGUGGUGCAGGCCCAGCAGAAGGACCAAAAGUCACCGUAUUGAGCCUCGAACUCGUUUCUCCCACUCUACCUCCAGGGAAGACCAUCGUACUUGACGUAACUAACCCUCAGGCCUUGGCUGACGCAAAGAAGAACCCGAUCACUAUCAAGGAGGGUGUAGAAUACAACGUGCUGAUCAGGUUCAAGGUCAACCAUUCUAUUAUUUCGGGCGUGAGAUACAUUCAGGUCGUAAAACGUGCCGGAGUGAAAGUCGAUAAACUGGAGCAGAUGCUUGGUUCAUAUGGCCCAUCAGCCGAGGCCUACACGAAGAACUUCCCUACCGAAGAAUCUCCGUCCGGCAUGUUGGCGCGCUCGGGAACCUACGCUGUGCGGAGCCGCGUCACGGACGACGAUAAGGAAGUCUAUGCUGACUUCGAUUGGUGCUUCAAACUUGCAAAGGAGUGGUAAUCUGAUUCUGCCACCCGCUCCAAUAAAUCUUGGGUCGAGCUUUUUUCUCUGUCGAUUGUCCUAUUAUCAGUUUUUUUUUCUUGAUGUGGCGAGAGC
Fomitiporia mediterranea MF3/22 is the source of this 738-nucleotide messenger RNA. RefSeq names its product E set domain-containing protein. The record is from RefSeq and is a predicted model, not a curated record. Gene Ontology annotation, biological process: Rho protein signal transduction. NCBI's taxonomy places the organism in Eukaryota, Fungi, Basidiomycota, Agaricomycetes, Hymenochaetales, Hymenochaetaceae. Gene Ontology annotation, molecular function: Rho GDP-dissociation inhibitor activity; protein binding. Bases 43 to 642 code for a protein of 199 amino acids. The transcript is spliced from 10 exons. Gene Ontology annotation, cellular component: membrane; cytoplasm; cytosol.